AUGGCAGGAAAAUACUACAGUCCAUACGCCCCAAGGGGUCGCACCAACAACACGCUGGUCGUGGUCUGGGUCGGCGGCUUCCUCACCCUGCUGUUCCUGACGUACUGGAUCUCGACAAGACAUGCCGAUAAGGCGCGUCACUACGCCGACAAGUUUGCGCACCCGCCCAUGCCACAGUAG
Molecule: messenger RNA, 180 nt
Organism: Pyricularia pennisetigena
Lineage: Eukaryota; Fungi; Ascomycota; Sordariomycetes; Magnaporthales; Pyriculariaceae
Exons: 1
Coding region: 1-180 (59 amino acids)
Source: RefSeq, a predicted model, not a curated record